UAAGCAAUAGCCAAAUCCAACGUAAGAAAAUAAAGAGACAGGGCGGUGACCAAUGUAAAAUCAACUCCAAUCCUUUCCGGAGAAGAGAGUUAUAACAACAAGUUCAUGGAGGAACACCACUGCUGCUUUUACUCCAAGAUGCUCUCAAGAUUUAGCAUCAGUUCCUUCAUGCUUAGUUUGGUGAUUGUUCUAGUGGUCCGUGAACUAUAUGUUAUGUACCAGUGUGGCAAACCCUUUCCCAAAGGAGAUUCACGAUCGUUUACUACUCUUAUUGUUCUUGGUUCUGGGGGACACACGGCAGAGAUGUUGAGUCUCCUCUCUGUUUUGCGCAUGGACAGAUUCACCCCCAGGUUUUACAUCGCUGCAGCUACUGAUAACAUGAGUCUCCACAAAGCUCGUUCCUUUGAAGACUCUCUAGCUGACAAGCCUGCUGUUAAGGAAGACUCCUUACAGUUUACGCAAAUUUACCGGAGCCGAGAAGUUGGUCAGUCUUAUGUGACUUCUGUUUGGACUACCAUUCUUGCCACUGUUCACGCUCUCUGGCUAAUGAUCCGGAUCAGACCCCAAGUGAUUCUUUGUAAUGGUCCUGGGACAUGUAUUCCUCUCUGUGUGAUCGCUUUCUUGUUCAAGGUGGUGGGAAUCAGAUGGUCAUCGAUCUUUUAUGUUGAGAGUGUAGCAAGAGUUAAGAAGCUCUCGUUAAGUGGAUUGCUGCUUUACAGGUUAAGGCUAGCUGAUCAGUUCUUUGUUCAAUGGCCACAACUGCAAAACAAGUAUCCUCGGGCUCACUAUGUUGGUUGCCUGAUGUAAGCUUUGAUUUUGGGAACUAUUCUCAUUACAUAAAUUGCAUUACAACAACUUAGAAUAGCUACAAAGUUUACACCCUAUCUUUCACUACAGUGUUGAAAUACAUUUUUCGUAAUGCUACUCAUCUUUGGUUGCUCUGAACGCAAGUAUAAUCAAUGAAGUUUUGUAA
Messenger RNA from Brassica oleracea var. oleracea, 973 nucleotides. Its product is annotated as UDP-N-acetylglucosamine transferase subunit ALG14 homolog. Gene Ontology annotation, biological process: dolichol-linked oligosaccharide biosynthetic process. The transcript has 6 exons. The record is from RefSeq and is a predicted model, not a curated record. The coding region runs from base 106 to 807 and encodes 233 amino acids. NCBI's taxonomy places the organism in Eukaryota, Viridiplantae, Streptophyta, Magnoliopsida, Brassicales, Brassicaceae. Gene Ontology annotation, cellular component: UDP-N-acetylglucosamine transferase complex.